AUGUUGGAAGAAGAAACGAGACAAGAAUUGCGGUUUGACCCGAGUGUAAACAGCCACAGACCCGCGUCAGGAAAGUCACAGGACAUUUCUCAUGUGUUGGCAAGCGUCUUCAAGGACCUUUACACCAAAGACAUCGUUGGUAAAGACACCGUGUCCAACCUCGUCAAGACAAAGAGUGGACGAAGCAGCUAUCAUGACAAAUACGUUGAGGAGCUUCAGCAGGCUCAUUCUGAGUAUGAACGGUGUAUGAAGGAGGCUGACAUGCUGGAGAGUCAUAUAAUUGAGGCCAGUGCUCGGGCUGCAGCCAUAGACAGGCAGGAAUAUGAGAAAAUGAGGGAGAAGAUGGGAGGUGUUUGUGAUCUCCAGGGUUUGUUUACAGUCAAACCAGCCUUUUCGUGGUGUGUAGAUAGUGAUCUUCUCAAAAAACACCACUUGAUCUCCCCCCAGGACUACUUACCUACACAGAAACCACAAGAACCAGCUGCAGUAAAACCAAAUGUUGCCAAACCCACUAACAUCCACGCCAUGCACAUGUCUGAGGAGCCUCAGGAUGAUGGUUAUUCACUGAUACCAAGCCCAGAAAAGCCUGUCUCAGAAAUGGUUGAGUUUGAUCACAGCCUGACCUCUGAAUCCAACUCAGAUACUACAAAGAGGAAGAAAACUCCCAAAGAGACCAAACCCAGACCAAAGUGGAAGGGUGAGCCAAGCGCGAGGGAUCGAGCAGAGGGGUGGGAGAAGCUUCAGAAGCUGAAAGAUCGGCGCAGCUUCCUCCGCAAUCCACGUUUCCUUUCCCCGAAUGCACAGCAGGGCGGCAUGUCCCUCAUCCAGGCCAGAACCAAAGUGAAGAUGGAGCUUGAGAGGAAAUGCCUUGAGCAGCAAAGGCCCGCUAAGGAUCCUGUCCCAAUCUUCCUUGCAAAACCCUCAGUGGUUGUUUUUACAGACUACGGUGUGGGACAUGUUUAUGAGACUACGCUGGAGCUGAAAAACUUGACUUCCUCAAGCCGCCAUGUCCGUGUCAUCCCUCCUACCACUCCUUACUUCUCUAUUGGCCUGGGAAGAUUCCCUGGUGAAGGUGGCGUUGUCGCCCCCGGGAUGAGCUGUAAGUACACGCUGCGUUUUGCUCCAGACUCACUUGCCGACUACAAAGAUUUCAUAGUGGUGGAGACCCAGGCUGAGCAGCAGCUUUUGGUGCCCAUUGAGGCAUGGCGACCUCCUCCUAUACUCACCUUACCAAGAGUUCUGGACUGUGGCCAUUGUCUGGUUGGAGGAGUUAAGUUUGUUGAGUUUCUGUGCCAAAAUAUUGGUCUUAGCACCGGGACCUUUUGCAUCAUCCCGAAGAACCAAUGGCCAGCCUCGAAUCUCAGGUCUGUGGCCAGAACAUACUUUUCUGAGCAGCAACCCUUUGCACUCAGUCCCUCCCUUUUCGUGCUGCAGCCAGGUGAAGCCACUGUAAUGGAGGCGGUUUUCUUUCCCACCGCUGAAGAGAAGAGCUGUCAGGUUUUCACCGUUGUCUGUGACAACUGCCAGGUCAAAGACAUUUCUGUUGAAGGUGAAGGCAAAUUGAUUGCCCUUGAGCUCGUGUCUGUAUCUGGGGAGAAGGAGCCCCCUGUGGUUGGAGAGCUGCACGAUCUCACUGCAGAGCACUUUGUUCGUUUCAGUCCAUGUAACCCGCACUCGUUUCAACAGAAGAGGCUUGUCAUCAGAAACAAUGUCCACUUGGAGUUCCCGUUCCACUGGCAGGUGAUGAAGCCCAACCUGCACCCUCUGCUUCCAGGGGAAAUCCCAGAAUCCUCCCAUAUCCAGCUCCAUCACGCUACAGAUGAUGUUUUCAGUGUCAGCCCCAUAUCAGGCCUUCUAGCGCCCUGUCAGGAACAAGAGUUUCUGCUCACCUUCUCACCCACAGAGUUGAAGGACUACCACAGUGUCUGUCAUUUGGUCCUGAGGGAGGUUCACCAGCUGCCACCAGAGCCCAGCGACAGCAGCAUCUUCCAGCCUCUGCAGACUGGCUCCAAGGUGAGCAAUGUCAUUGCCAUGGAGAUAGAGGUCAAGGGGUCAACAGAGCCGUACCAGGUCCUGCUGGAGCCCUACGCUGUCGUAAUCCCUGGAGAGAUUUUGGUUCACACUCCCACUCGCAGGCAGUUCAAGAUGUGGAAUCACAGCAAAACCUUCAUCUUGUUUCAAUGGGAGAGGAUGAGCAGCAGCAGCCACAUAAUAGAAGUAGAGCCAUCUGCUGGCAGAAUAGAGGAAAACGAGUGUGCUGAUUUUGAUCUAAUUGUCACUGGAGGAAAACCAGAGAAAGCUGUGACCAGUUUGGUUUGCCACAUACAGCACCACCAAGAGCCUGUGACUUUGCCAGUAGAGGUCUCCUUUAAAGGUCCCACAGUGAGUCUCAGUGUUCCCAGUGUGGACUUUGGGCUACUGAGGCUCGGGGAGCAAACUCAGACCACCCUGAUCCUCACCAACACCACCCUGCUGGAGGCUCCCUGGAUGCUGGAGGAAAGCCUUAGUAGUCAGAAAGACUGCCAAGACACACAGAUCUUAGUGGAGCCAUGCAGAGGUGUGCUUUCCCCCUUGGCCUCCUGCAAUGUGGAUAUUUUCUUUCGGCCAUAUCUCUGCCAGCAAUUUGAAACAGAGCUGGAGCUGACUGUGGAGAAUGGAACAGGAUGUCACCUGUUGGUGCGAGCAGAUGUGCAGUCUCCUCAGGUGUGUCUGCUAAACUGCAAGCUGGCCCUCUCUGAACUUUACAUCGGAGUCCCUGCCAAGGGUACCGUAACACUUUUCAACCAGACUCUGCUGCCAUCACACUUCAGCUGGAUGGACCAACUCCAGGGGAAACAAGCUUCACUCUGUGCUGCCAGUUUUGACCCUUCCUCUGGUAUUCUGGGACCUAAUGCCACCAUGGAGAUCACAGUUGAUUUUACCUCUCACGCAGAUCUGGAGCUGACUGAGGUGACUGCGCUCUGUGAGGUCCAGGGGAUGAGCUCUCCUCUAGUUGUUGGGAUUGUAGCUUCUAAACCCAAGAAGCUCUGUGUUUCCUACUCACUGCCCGGUGUCUGUUCCUCCCCAGGAAGCCUUUCAGCAGUGGCACUUGACUUUGGAGAUGAUGUCAUUUUAAAGAAAGCUGUUACCAAGCAGUUACUGAUAACUAAUCAAACUGCGAUCCCUGCCUCUUUUACCAUUGAGGCAGAAUACUUCACCUGCCAUGCCUCAAAGCCCAAUAACCAGUCAGAGAAAAGAUUCGCAUACGUCAAGAAUCCCCUUCACUCUGUUCAGGCGAAGAGAGUGGAAGAAAAAGCACACAAGGAGUUUGUGAGUAGCCUGCUGGCACAUGGAAAGGGUGCAGCUUUCAUUGUCCUGCCAGACGCGGGGACGCUGGGACCAUUUGAGACCCAGACUGUGGACGUGACUGCCUAUACCGACAUGUGGGGGGAAUACAGAGAUCACCUCAUAUGCAAAGUGGGGGAGCUCGAAUCUGUGCUCAUUCCCAUGCAGAUGACAGUGAAAGGCUGUCCGCUCUACUUCCAGAUGACAGGUCCACAAGCAGAUAACCAGCACCAGGGACCAACCAUACGGUUUGGCACUCACAUAUCUGGAGGUGACACAGUGUCUCGCUCUCUUCGCAUCAACAAUCCCAGCAUGUUCGAUAUCCGGAUUGACUGGGAGACUUACAACAUAGACCAGAGUGACCGUAAACUGGUGGAUCUCGUAGUGACAUAUGGAGACCCGUUCCCAAUUAAAGACGCUGAUGGCAAUGAGGUGCUGAGUGGAGCACUAAGGCUUUCUGAUGGAAACAUGCAAACAGUCUGGGAGAAGACUCACAGCCCUUGCUCGGAGGGAACAAGCUCGUCUCUCCGAAGUGUGACUGAUGUGGAAGAGGAGGAAUUUUUACCUGACGAUGAUCGUGAGGAAGAAGAGGAAACUUAUCCGUCUCCUGCGAGGAAAAACCUCAUCUCCGUCCACAUCAGACCUCAUAUGGGCAACCUCUCAGAUUACCCAUACUGCAUCACACCACAACAGACAGUGAUUCCAGCUAAGGGCAGUGGAACUAUCCAUGUAUCCUUCACCCCUCUGACUCUUUCUGAGUCAGCUUGUGAGUCCAGAUGUGCAGGUUUGGCUCUGGGUUUCAUGAGCCUCGACUCUCAGAUGGCUGCUUGUGUCCCGGGUAAAGUUGGAAGGGCUCAGGGUUUAGAUUUAGAGCCUGUCAGAAUGGAUCUACUUGCAGCCGUUAAACCUGCAGUGCUGUUAGUGCAGAUGGAGGAGGACGACGGGGUGCUGGAGUUUCACGCCUCGGCCGGUGAUUUACUGAGGGCAGAAUCAGACAAGGAGGUAGAAGUGCGGGAAUUCGACAUCACACAGACAUUUAAGUUAGCAAACACCUCAGAGAUCCCCCUGCACUUCAGACUCAAGACUCAGCUUCCUUUUUUUGUACUCAAGCCGCAACCGCGAGCCCGAACCAGCACCUCCAGCAACCCUCCUACUGGGGAAAAUCAAUCUCUAGUGCUUCAGCCUCAACACAGCAUGCGGGUGAAAGUGGCCUUUCACUGUUCUCUACCCCUUCUGGACCAUGUGGACCAGACAGAUGAAGAAGCUCCUCCUGGUGUGAUGCUUGUCCAAAGCGCAAAGGGGCAAAGGAAGCUGAGGUUCGAGCAAAACCUUCUGAUCCACUACAGCAACAACGGCCUGCAGACAGUGCCUCUCCGCGCCCAUCUGGACCUUUGUACUCUACGUCUAUCCACUGACAGCAUCAACUUUGGCUUCUGCUAUGUGGGACAGACACAAACCAGAGAAGUUAACCUCUACAGCCAUGGAGCCCACACCUACUGGAGAUCACUUACAAAAGAAAGAGACUCCAAUGUGUUCAGAGUUACGCCAGACUUUGGGCUGCUCCAGUCCAAGGAGCUCAGUGCCGCCCGCUGCAGCCAGUGUCUUCAGAUCAGCUUCACUCCCAGUGAGGGCAGAGAGUUCGGGGCCCUGGUGGUUAUCCAGUCUCCUCUGGUGAAGACCCCCCUCACUCUGCAGCUCCAGGGAACUGGAUCCUUUGAUAAGGUGCACAGGACAAGCUGCACGUCCUUAUAACAUCACAGCCACCACCUGCUUUUCAACCAGUUCUCCUCAAAGUCUUUUUGUAAGAUUGUAAAUAAAUAUAAAGAAGAACUCA
Messenger RNA from Stegastes partitus (bicolor damselfish), 5158 nucleotides. RefSeq names its product DLEC1 cilia and flagella associated protein (gene dlec1). Lineage: Eukaryota; Metazoa; Chordata; Actinopteri; Pomacentridae. Gene Ontology annotation, cellular component: cilium; cytoplasm. Gene Ontology annotation, biological process: negative regulation of cell population proliferation. The record is from RefSeq and is a predicted model, not a curated record. The transcript has 38 exons. Gene Ontology annotation, molecular function: tubulin binding. The coding region runs from base 1 to 5076 and encodes 1691 amino acids.